AAAGCCAGUGAGGAGGAGAAGUCCAUGGAGAACGGAGUGGCUCAGGAGCUGGGGGCUGCAGAGGCCUCACCUGAGGUGGGGAGAAAGGAGGACAGUGGCCCUGCUGCCCACUCUCACGGCUCGCAGCCCCCCCCACGGGUGCGGCCCAGGCUGGUAUUCCACACGCAGCUGGCCCAUGGCAGCCCCACCGGGAAGAUUGAGGGCUUCACCAAUGUGAAGGAGCUGUAUGCCAAAAUCGCCGAGGUCUUCAGCAUCUCUCCAACUGAGAUCCUAUUUUGCACACUCAACACCCACAAAGUGGACAUGCAGAAGCUGCUGGGGGGGCAGAUCGGCCUGGAGGACUUCAUCUUUGCACACGUCCGGGGCGAGACCAAGGAAGUGGAGGUGAUGAAGACGGAGGAUGCUCUGGGGCUGACCAUCACGGACAAUGGGGCAGGCUAUGCCUUCAUCAAGAGGAUAAAAGAAGGGAGCAUCAUCAACCGCAUCAAGACCGUGUGUGUGGGCGACAGCAUCGAGGCCAUCAAUGACCAGACCAUUGUGGGCUGCCGCCAUUACGAAGUUGCCAAGAUGCUGAGGGAGCUGCCCAGGUCCCAGACCUUCACCCUCAGGCUGGUGCAGCCCAAAAAGGCAUUUGAUAUGAUUGGUCAGAGGACGAAGAGCAGCAAGUGCCCAGGCGAAGGCAGGGUGACCAGUGGGAAGGAAACGUUGCGACUCCGCACAAAGGGCACUGCCACCCUAGAGGAGUUGCCCAGCGAGUUCGAGGAGGAGGCUGCCCAGAAGGUGGACGACCUGCUGGAGAGCUACAUGGGCAUCCGGGACUCAGAUCUGGCCUCGACCAUGGUGGAGACGGCGAAGGAGCGACCGAGCCCUGAGGAAUUUGCCAAGGGCUUGGACUCAGUGCUGGGCGAGUUUGCCUUCCCUGGCGACUUCGUGGCUGAGGUCUGGGCAGCCAUCAGCGAAGCCAAGGCGGGCAGGAAGUAGCAUGGUGCUGCGAGCACUUGUUCUGCGUCUCCCCACCUUCCCCAAUGCCGUUGGGUCUUCCUCCCCCAGCUCCCAUCCCUGAUGUGUCUCCCCUGCCUUCCACUCCAAGCAGGGGCGCAGGGGCUCAGCUCAUGCGGUUUCCCUCCGGGCAGCCUUCAGCCUGCGUCCU
Messenger RNA from Gavialis gangeticus (Gharial), 1150 nucleotides. RefSeq names its product GIPC PDZ domain containing family member 3 (gene GIPC3). NCBI's taxonomy places the organism in Eukaryota, Metazoa, Chordata, Crocodylia, Gavialidae. The coding region runs from base 25 to 981 and encodes 318 amino acids. The record is from RefSeq and is a predicted model, not a curated record. The transcript is spliced from 6 exons. Gene Ontology annotation, molecular function: protein binding.